This is a messenger RNA of Lathyrus oleraceus (garden pea), 975 nucleotides long. RefSeq lists its product as uncharacterized. The record is from RefSeq and is a predicted model, not a curated record. NCBI's taxonomy places the organism in Eukaryota, Viridiplantae, Streptophyta, Magnoliopsida, Fabales, Fabaceae. The transcript is spliced from 4 exons. Bases 1 to 975 code for a protein of 324 amino acids.
AUGAGUUGUGAGAGAGGAGGAAAUUACAAGAAGAAGGAUGUGGUUGUAGAGAGUUAUACAAUGAAAGUAAAAUGUCCAUUUAUGCUGAGAUUUGUGUCAAGUGGAAGCGGCUGGAAGGUUACGGUCAGGUGUGGGUUUCACAAUCAUAUGCUAGCUAAGGACUUAAAUGAGAAUGACACACCAGAUCGUUUAAAAGAUCAUGAACGGAAGUUUGUGAAUGACAUGACCAAAUACAAUAUGGCUCCCAGAUACAUAGUUGCCGCUUUGAAAGAUAGAUAUCCAGAAAAUCUAAUGGGUGUUACCAAGAUCUACAAGGCUAGGUCAACUUACAAUGUGAGAAAGAGAGGUUUGUUGGAUGAGAUGCAACAUCUACUGAGUCUUAUACAUGAAGAUAAAUACAUGUACUGGACAAGAAACAUGGACUUUUCCAAUGUUAUUGCUGAUAUCUUUUGGACGCACCCUGAUUCAGUGAAGUUGUUGAACGUGUUUCAUCCUGUGUUGAUUUUUUAUUGCACAUACAAAACAAACAGGACAUAUGGCGAUGAAGAUGAAAGUGCGAGAACUAACACAUCCAUCCACAACUUUCAUGUGUCCACCACCAGUGAAUAUAUUGAUGACAUUGUUGAUGUGGGAGACAAUGGAAAUUGUGGUUUUUCGGGAUAUUGCAACUUUACUUGGAUGGGGCUAAGAGUCUUGGCAUUUGGCUCGGAUGCAAUUGAUAGAUUUGGUGUGCAGGAUCGUGAUAAGUGGAUGAAGAUUCCAGAUAUGGGUUACCUUAUUGUUUCUAGAUACAGUGUUAUAUUGGUCUCGUUCUCCAUGAAUUUUAACAUCACAUUCUUCCUAUUAGUGAUAGCAUUGUGCAUCACGUCAAGUAGACACGAAAUGAUUGAAAUUGGUUUUAAUAAGAACAAUCAUUGGGUGCAGGUGAAGUUGAAAUCCAAUUGUCCUUUGUCUCCCGUCAUAGACCGAUGGUAA